GUUGAAAGAAGUCAGGAUGACGUACGUUACUGGGAGAUGAGGGCGAGCCUGCACUCUUCUUUUAUUGCUGCCUUCGAGAAGGAUGUUCAUUCGUGGUAAGUCAUCCGUAUCCGUGCCCGUGCCACCCGGGCAAGGUCAACAAUUCGCCGCUUCUUUCACCCUCCUCGCUACGGGCCGUCGCGCACCCUCUCUAAAAAAAGCUUUCCACACCAUCCACGCCUCCGCAUCCACUCCCCUCACAAAUUCGGAAUCCAAUAACAUCCGCUCAGCAAACAUGGCGACUCCAGACUCCAACACAGCUUCCGCAGCCGACGACACCAGCCCUCUCACGGUCUUCAAGCGAAGCGUCGACACCGCCCUCUCCAAGAUCCCCUCCGACUUCAACGACAGCGACCCCGACAAUGCCGAAAUCAUGACCAUCGUGGACCUUCUCAACCUCACCAAGCGCGACGACCCGCAAAUCAAGCUCACCAUGGAGGGUCUCGGCAAAGGCACAGGACCUGCGUUCGACUUCGUCGAGAUCACUAAGCUCAGAGCCCUCGUUGAAGUCCUGCACGCUAAGCUCUCUGACCCCGACGCCUGGUCCGCUGCCGCCGCCGCCGCGGUGACGCACCGACUGCACCACGCGCUCGCCAACGUCUGCGUCUUCGUGGAGUGGUCGCACGCACACCCCGGCGACACCCGCCCGCACUUCACUGCCGCCAACGAAGUCUUCCUAAAGGAUCUCCUCACCAUCUGCCUGGGAUUCUUUUGCCGCCCGGUCUCGCUCUCUAGCAGCACUUGGGACAGCACGGUCCCGCUCUUCAUCGCCCGCUUGUACCUCGUCGACUGCCCGAACUUCUUCCCGCACGAGUAUCUGCACUCUCUUCUGUGGAAAAUGGCCGAGGCGCCGACGCUGUUUACAGAGCACAAUUACGAGCUCUUCAAGGAGGUGGUGCUGAUGGUGGGGAAGCGCAUGAAGUCGCAUGACGACUGCAAGCGGGCGUUCAAUGAGAUAGUGCUGACGAGGUUUUUUGAGCGCGUGCAGAGUCAGAAAGGGCGUUCUUCUUGGGGAUUGUGGGACGGCAUCCUUGAGAUUUUCGAAGAAUGCUUGAUUUGAAUGGGUAGUAUGAGGAUUGAGGUGGUCGGUUCUAGCUACGAGGGGACCGGGCUUUAGGCGCAUCAAUCUUGGCUGGUAUAGGGUAUCAGGGUUUGUGUGUGGAUGGUAUGGCUGGGGGAAUCGUGAGAAUGGCUGAGGGGACGACCAUGAUCGUGGAGUGAACUCCUAGUACCUUCUUCGGGCAAUCAGAUCCAG
Trematosphaeria pertusa is the source of this 1294-nucleotide messenger RNA. RefSeq lists its product as uncharacterized. Bases 83 to 1099 code for a protein of 338 amino acids. The record is from RefSeq and is a predicted model, not a curated record. NCBI's taxonomy places the organism in Eukaryota, Fungi, Ascomycota, Dothideomycetes, Pleosporales, Trematosphaeriaceae. The transcript has a single exon.